This is a messenger RNA of Juglans regia (Persian walnut), 4245 nucleotides long. RefSeq lists its product as uncharacterized. The transcript has 3 exons. Bases 1 to 4179 code for a protein of 1392 amino acids. NCBI's taxonomy places the organism in Eukaryota, Viridiplantae, Streptophyta, Magnoliopsida, Fagales, Juglandaceae. The record is from RefSeq and is a predicted model, not a curated record. Gene Ontology annotation, molecular function: zinc ion binding; nucleic acid binding; RNA-DNA hybrid ribonuclease activity.
AUGACGGAUGAUCUAACGGAGCGUUGGAGUUCUUUUUCUUUAUCUGAAUCCGAGAAAUCAACUGUUCGCUUGUCUGACUCCACGGAGUUAAAUAAGGCUUUCGAUACCACGAAGUGUUUCCUGUUUAAGCUUUUGUCUGUGAAGUUUUAUAAUAAGGAGGCUUUCAAAAGGAUGAUGAAGAACGUGUGGUAUCCGUCGGGGAGUUUUCAAAUUUAUGAUAUGGGGGAUAACCUCUUUUUGGCAGCCUGUUCUUCGCGGGGUGAAAAAGAGAGGAUACUUUCUAAUGGCCCCUGGACGUUUGGGAAUAGUCUGGUUAUUUGUACUAAUUAUGACGGGACUUUACAGAUUACCAAAGUGCCUAUGUCUCUAGCUUCUUUCUGGGUUCGCAUGUAUGAUUUGCCGCUGGAUGGGAUGAAUGCACGGGCAGUUCGCAAGAUAGCAGCAACCCUGGGUGUUGUUGAAGAUGUUGAUCUCAUCGAGACGAGACCGGGGUGGGGAGAAUAUGUUCGUGUGCGUAUUUCCUUGGAUAUAAGCAAACCUUUGCCGCGUGGUAUAAGGGUUGCUGUGGGAGAAACUGAUUACGUAUGGGUUCGUUUUAAGUAUGAGAAGUUGCCACAAUUUUGCUAUUAUUGUGGGCUACUGGGACAUGGGGACCGCGACUGUCUGCAGUGGAUUAAUAUUAAAGGUGAAGCUAAAGAGUCUGAUUUUCCUUACGGAUCAUGGAUGCGGGUGGGGAGUGUUUCUGUGCGUGCACGCAAUUACUUGGGUCCGUCGACUGCAGGAAGCCCUGGCAACUCGAUUCCCGUAGAUGGUGAUCGGAGUAAUCUGUUGGUGAAAGAUUCAAUGGCAGUUCCCGAAAAGCCAUUGAAAUCUUUGUCGGUUUCGGAAAAUGUUCUGCUUACUGGUAAUGGGUCGGAUAAUCAACUGUUUGCUGUGAAUAAGGAUGAGCCUCGUAUGGGCCAGGGGCCCAUUUCAAAAUUAACCCAAAUGUCUUUUGUGCAUUUGAAGGAAAACCUUUCUGUAGAAGCAUCUUCAUCUUCUAGUAAGGGGAAUCAACGAAAAUCAAGCGUAGUCCGUCCCUCUCGUGCACGAGUGUCUCGUUCCCCCUUGACUCCUUCUAAACGACAGUUGACUGCGAAGGCUACUCCUGAUUCGGGUGGUCUAACCCAGGUGAAGAAGCAGAAAUCAAGAGAAGAUGAUUCCUUGGUGGAGAUCCCUAUUUUAUCGGCGGAGGCUGAGAUCCAGCCCCGCCGCAAUGGGCUCCAUCGGUCGUUCGGGUGGAUUGUGUCUCUUCUGGCGACAGGAGUCUUACAGGUUAUUCAGCCUUGUAUCUCUGAUUCUGUGAAUGGGGAUCUAGUGCGUGGGUUCACAGCGUCUGAGAUAAGGGGAGCUUUGUUUCAAAUGCAACCAUUGAAAGCUCCGGGCCCGGAUGGUAUGCCUCCUUUAUUUUUCCAAAAAUAUUGGCACUUGGUGGGUGAUACUGUUAUUAAUUCUGUUUCACAAGUAUUGGUUUCGGGAGUUAUGCCUUCUGAUUUUAAUCUUACAAAUAUCGUUUUGAUUCCAAAGACUAAACAGCCCGAGUAUUUGAAGGAUUUUCGCCCGAUUAGUCUGUGUAAUGUGAUUUACAAAGUUGUUGCUAAGGUUUUAGCUAAUAGGCUGAAGUUAGCAUUACCUGGAGCUAUUUCUGAGAACCAAUCAGCUUUUGUUCCUGGAAGGUUGAUUACCGAUAAUGUGUUAGUGGCCUUUGAAACAGUGGAUGCUAUUAGAAGGAGAAAGAGGGGGAGAAAGGGUUGUAUGUCUAUUAAAUUAGACAUGAGUAAAGCCUAUGAUAGAGUUGAAUGGGUUUUUUUAGAAAAACUUAUGUUGCGUAUGGGCUUUAAUCCCCAAUUUAUUCGCUUAAUUAUGAUGUGCAUCACAACAGUUUCAUAUAAAGUUAUUGUGAAUGGGGUUACAACUCAGCCCAUCAAGCCCUCCCGUGGUCUACGUCAAGGGUGUCCCCUCUCUCCCUAUUUGUUUGUCUUAUGUGCGGAGGCACUUUCUUUAUUAUUGAAGCAAGCUGAAGAGCAGCAACUUCUAAAGGGUGUUAGUGUGUGUCUUAAUGCUCCUCGGGUCAGUCACUUGUUUUUUGCGGACGAUAGUAUCAUUUUCUGUCAAGCAUCUAUUUCAGAAAAUCAGCAUCUUAAAAAUUUGAUAUGUUGUUAUGGUGUGGCAUCGGGUCAGCAGUUAAAUAUGGGCAAAACUGAAUUGCUUUUCAGUCGCAAUACAGAUCCAAGUGUGAUAAGUGCUAUUAAAGAUGUGUGGGGGGUUCAAGAUAUUCAGCACCAUGCUAAAUAUCUUGGGCUUCCUUCUUUUGUGGGAAGAUCGCGUUAUCAGACUUUCAAAGGUAUUAAGGAUAGAGUUUGGGCAAAGUUACAAGGUUGGAAAGAAAAAUUAUUAUCACAAGCUGGCCGUGAGGUGUUGAUCAAAGCGGUAGUUCAAGCAAUUCCGACUUAUGUUAUGAGUUGUUUCAAGAUUCCUAGGGGUUUUUGUAAAGAGCUUGAGGGGAUGAUUGCAAGGUUUUGGUGGGGUCAAAGAGGUCAAGAAAAAAGGAUACAUUGGCUGAAUUGGAGAAAAAUGUGUCAGUCUAAAUUUAUGGGUGGUUUGGGUUUUCGGGAUUUGGAGGUUUUUAAUAUAUCUUUAUUGGCAAGGCAAGGUUGGCGCUUACUUCACUCACAAGGGUCUCUUUUCACUUCAGUUUUUAAAGCAAAAUAUUUUCCUAAUACUGAUUUUCUAUCUUCGAUGCUUGGCUCUAAGCCGUCAUAUGUAUGGCGUAGCAUUUUUGAAGCAAAACCUGUUAUCAAAGCGGGGAGUUUAUGGCGUAUUGGCAAGGGUGAUAACAUCAAGAUUUGGGGAGAUAAUUGGCUUGCUGACUUGAAUUCAAAACAGGUUGUUACUAGAUGUAAUACCCUUGCUGAGGAUGCUGUUGUGGCUGAUUUAAUGGAUCCUUCUACGCCUAGUGGGUGGAAUUUGGAUUUGGUAAACCAGGUAUUUCUUCCUUUUGAGGCUCAAACUAUUCUUAAAACUCCUCUAUUCUUACAUUGGGGUGUUGAUAAAUUAGUGUGGAGUGGCACUAGAUCUGGUAUUUUUUCUGUAAAGUCAGCUUAUCAUCUUGCCCUUAAUCUGAAAUCUGCUUUGGGGAAUGGUUCUAGUAAUCAAGAUCAUCCUUGUUCUUUUUGGAAGGUUUUGUGGAACUUACAGCUUCCAAAUAAAAUUAAAAACUUUAUUUGGAGGGCUUGCAAGGAUAGUUUGCCCACAAAAAAGCUCCUAUUUCAGAGGCAUGUUCUGGGUUCUUCUACUUGUGAUUUUUGUCACAAUGCUUGCGAGGAUGUUUCUCACAUUCUCUGUCAGUGUCCUUAUUUUUUCAGAGUGUGGGAAAUGUUUUUUGGAAGAAAUCUGAGUUUGUUAUUUGGCUAUCCUUGUUUUCUCUCUACUAUUAAAGCAAUUAUACGCCUUAAUGACCAUUUUAUCUUGACCCGUUUCUUGAUAAUUGCUUGGGGUGUGUGGAAAUUUCGAAACCUGAAGUUUUUCCAGCAAACCAGCACUCUUGAUGUGUGUGAUGUGGUGAGAAAUUGUCUUGAUUAUGUUGAGAACUUUCAGUUACUUCGUAAGCAUGUGAGUGUUCAUCAUCAGUCUUCAACUUUGUGUUGGUUACCUCCACCUUGUGGGUUUUUCAAACUGAAUGUAGAUGGAGCCAUUUUUGAGGCCUUGAAUUGUUCUGGGGUGGGUGCUGUUUUGCGGGAUGAUAAGGGAUGCUUGGUUAUGGCAAUGUCUAGAAGGGAGUUGGGUAUUCAUGAGGUAGAAGACAUAGAAGCUCUUGCUGCACUUAGGGGUUUGCAAUUAACCUCUCACUUGGGUAUUUCUCAUCUGAUUUUAGAAGGGGAUUCUUUUGCUGUGAUGGAAGCUAUAUGCUCUAGGGGGGAGAUUUUGGAUAGGUGCAGUAUUUUAAUUCAUGAGGUGAAGAAGAUUCUGUCCACUUUUGAAUAUUUUGAAGUUCUGCAUGUGGGAAGACAUGGUAAUGAGGCUGCACAUAUUCUGGCUCGUCAAGCAAAGUUUGUGGAUGAUACACUGCAAUGGUGGAAUGAUCCUCCAGAUUUUCUUCGUAGCAGACUUGAAGUGGAUGCUGGGCGUGUCCUUCCUUAAUUGUUGUUUCUUUUGUUUGUCUUAAGCACCUUGUUGGGUUUAUGAUGUAUUUGAAUAUUUUAUCUA